Molecule: messenger RNA, 1926 nt
Organism: Zygotorulaspora mrakii
Lineage: Eukaryota; Fungi; Ascomycota; Saccharomycetes; Saccharomycetales; Saccharomycetaceae
Gene: SAC6
Product: fimbrin
Exons: 2
Coding region: 1-1926 (641 amino acids)
Biological process (GO): actin filament network formation; actin filament bundle assembly
Cellular component (GO): cytoplasm; actin filament bundle; actin filament
Molecular function (GO): actin filament binding; calcium ion binding
Source: RefSeq, a predicted model, not a curated record
AUGAAUAUCGUCAAGCUACAAAGAAAAUUUCCAGUGCUAUCUCAGGAAGACCUGUUCUCAACUAUCGAAAAAUUUAGAUUGAUUGAUUUGGAUGACAAAGGUUGGGUUGAUAAGCAGCAGGCGUUGGAAGCAAUUUCGAAGUCUGGGGAUGCUUCUUAUGAUGAAGCCAGAGAGACUUUGAAGCAGGUCAACGUUGACGCUUCUGGUCAUGUUGAACUGGAUGAUUACGUUGAAUUGAUUGCCAAGUUAAAGGAAUCAAAGGCAGGCCCGCCCCCACAAACAAGCUUUGAAACAAGCGCACCAUCGAUGACUUUGUCACCAAGUCGUGCGGGAUUACAGCAUAAAGGAACAGGUGCCCAAGCAAAGAUUAUUGUCAGCGGUUCUACGACAGGUACCACGCAUACAAUUAACGAAGAAGAAAGACGUGAAUUUACAAAACAUAUUAAUAGUGUCUUAGCUGGCGAUGCUGAUAUUGGACAAUUGCUACCAUUCCCAGAGGACACCUUUCAGCUAUUCGACGAAUGCAAGGAUGGGCUUGUGUUGUCUAAAUUGAUUAAUGAUUCUGUACCCGAUACAAUUGAUACAAGAGUUUUGAAUUGGCCCAAGAAGGGCAAGAGUUUGAACAAUUUUCAAGCAAGUGAGAAUGCUAACAUUGUAAUCAACUCUGCCAAGGCUAUCGGAUGUAUUGUUGUGAAUGUUCAUUCAGAAGAUAUCAUCGAAGGUAAGGAGCAUUUGAUCUUAGGAUUAAUUUGGCAAAUCAUCAGGAGAGGUUUGCUGAGUAAGAUAGAUAUUAAAUUACACCCUGAAUUGUAUCGUUUAUUGGAAGAUGAUGAAUCCUUGGAACAAUUCUUAAGAUUGCCACCGGAGCAAAUUUUAUUGCGUUGGUUCAAUUACCAUUUAAAACAAGCCAAUUGGGACAGAAGAGUUAGCAAUUUCUCAAGUGACGUGUCUGAUGGUCAAAACUACACAGUUUUGUUGCAUCAAUUAGCUCCCGCACUCUGCUCAACAGCUCCUUUGCAAACACAAGAUCUAUUACAGAGAGCAGAGCAGGUUUUGACUAAUGCUGAAAAAUUAGAUUGUAGAAAAUAUUUGACACCAAGUUCUCUCGUGGCAGGUAAUCCAAAGCUUAACCUGGCAUUUGUUGCUCACUUGUUCAACACUCAUCCAGGUUUAGAUCCUAUUGAAGAAUCUGAAAAACCUGAAAUCGAGGAGUUUGAUGCGGAGGGUGAGAGAGAAGCCAGAGUAUUUACCCUAUGGUUGAACUCGUUGGAUGUUGAUCCAUCUGUUGUGUCCUUAUUUGAAGAUUUGAAAGAUGGUAUAAUCUUACUACAAGCCUACGAGAAAGUUAUGCCCGGCGCAGUGCAAAGUAAUCACGUUAACAAAAGGCCAAGCUCAGGAGGUGAAAUGUCUAGGUUCAAAGCUUUAGAAAAUACAAAUUAUGCUGUUGAAUUAGGUAAAGCCAAUGGAUUUUCUUUAGUGGGUAUCGAGGGUUCCGAUAUUGUUGAUGGUAAUAAAUUGCUAACGCUAGGUCUAGUUUGGCAACUAAUGCGCAGAAAUAUCAACAAUACGAUCAAAAGUCUUUCGUCUAGUGGAAGAGACAUGAGUGAUUCACAAAUGUUGAAAUGGGCUCAAGAGCAAGUUUCUAAGGGGGGUAAAACCGCAAAAAUACACUCCUUUAAAGAUCCUGCUUUAAGUAAUGGUCAUUUCUUAUUAGAUGUGAUUAAUGGUAUCGCACCAGGAUAUGUGGACUAUGACCUGGUGGCACCUGGUAACACAGAUGAAGAAAAAUACGCGAAUGCAAGGCUAGCCAUUUCCAUCGCAAGAAAGCUAGGUGCCUUAAUUUGGUUAGUUCCUGAAGAUAUCAACGAAGUACGCUCAAGAUUGAUCAUCACUUUUGUCGCUUCUUUGAUGUCCAUUAAGAAAUAA